This is a messenger RNA of Fusarium tjaetaba, 2658 nucleotides long. RefSeq lists its product as uncharacterized. The transcript is spliced from 10 exons. The record is from RefSeq and is a predicted model, not a curated record. The coding region runs from base 1 to 2658 and encodes 885 amino acids. NCBI's taxonomy places the organism in Eukaryota, Fungi, Ascomycota, Sordariomycetes, Hypocreales, Nectriaceae.
AUGAUGAAGCAGAACGACUUAUCGCAGAUGGACCUGACUGCUGAAUACAGCAGACACUUCUUCCGCCGCGGCGCUCACCUAGAUCUACGGAAGAUACUGGAAGACUUGCCAUGCUCUGUUCGCUAUCUUCAUCUGUAUUGUGUCAGUCUGGAUCACAGCGGACCUCUCAAAAAUGGAACAGUACAUAUCGAAAUACCACACACAAGCGAGCUACGUUAUAUACACAUUUUCACUUGCACCUUUCUGGACCGCCCCGAUAUUCGGAGCUUCAAUCUCAGCACGUCAAAAGAUCUAAAGUUGGACGUCUAUUUCGAAACGCUGCCCUCGAGUCUUGUUUGCCCCGCUCAUGAUGGUCAAGAUAUAAGUACCUCGCGAGGUAGUCCCAAGUUCGAUACUUACGCGCCGAAAAUAAACAGGGUAUCUUCUGUGUCAUUGAAAGAAGACUUGGAGGAUCAGUUCCAAAGUCAGCUGGAAGCAGCUCAGUCGACAAAAGAGACUCAGGACAUGCUCGGAUUCCGGAUUAGGAGUUCACUUGAACAUGUGACCUUCGGACCACUAGUAAAAAUAGCUGACGGAGAGUUUGCAGAUUCAGGACUUUUGACCGUUCCAGAUGGCCCAGCGCUCUUCGAUACAACUCGCGCCUUAGGAAACCUUCCACUUUUACUCAAUCAUGUUUUUGCUCUAGCAUGCAGCCAUGUGUUUCAAGGGCUUAGUGCCUCGGAUACUGAGGACAAAGAGCAUGCAGAGAGAAAGGCAAUGGCCUAUCUUUCGUACAUUUGCCGUUGCACUAGAUCCCGACCAGAGUAUUCAGCCUUGAAACAGGAUGCUAGUACGUUACUGCAGCGCUUAGAGCUACCGCGACGGUACCCGGGGCCAUUUUCAAUAGAUGCAGUCGUUGGGGAGUAUAUCGUUCCUCUCGAAAGUCCCUCCAAGUAUGAAAGGUACCUCAAGGAAGCCAUCACAAGCUGUAGUAAUGUCCAGCAGUCGAUUGACAGCUUGAGAUACGCAACCGAUAUGACUCAAGAAUUGAAGAAAGACAACGCUAAGGCAUUGGACGCUCUAUCAACGCUUGCCCUCGGGACUGUACCGGAUGAUCAGUACUACAAAGCCAUGAUCAAGAGUUGCGAGGUAGUGGCAAAAUGCAAAAGUUUCAUGUUGGAAAGGCAUGACAAUCUCAAAUCUACCCUGGUUACGUUCAAAAACAACAUUGACCUCUAUAAGAAGAAAAAGAAGAAGGAGCUAGAAAUGGCCAUUUGGAUGGGCGUAGGCGAGAUUGCCUGGGCAGUUUUCCUCGCCCUGUGUAAGGCCGCGCAGCAAGUGGACCUGGCCGGCUUAUCAGGCGAGGCACAAGAUCAGAGCUCCGAGGCGAAUAGCGAACAGCCUGAAGCUCCAGCGCCGAAGGUCCAAAAGUCCCCAGUCAAGAGCGACAAAGCUGCAACACCUGAAAAGCCUGGAAGCAAGGCAAGCGAUAAGGCAAAGGAUAUUGGAAAAGCGGCCUUGAGCGCGGGGAAUAAGAUCUUCAAGGCAUGGAAAGUAUAUGACAGUAACAUGGCCAUUAAACACGAAGCAGAGAAGGUCCGACGCCAGUCCAUCGACGAGAGUCUUUCUGCUGCUGCCAGAACUGCGUCUGAGAUCAUAACAGCCUCGUCUCCGCCCUUUGACUACUUCGGACUUUUGUCAGAUUUGCAAGAGAUUACUGUUCAAGUGGACGAGAUGUUCAACGUGCUCAAAUUCAAGCUAGGCUCCGAUACUAUCGAUGGACUCGAAGAGUAUCAAUCCGCCCUCAAGAAAAUGAUGAUCCGCGGCAAAACUCUCAUCGAAGCCCAACGUCAAAUGCAGCUGGACAUGGAUGCCUAUCUCGGCGCCGUUGCUGAGAAUGCUCUGAGGUCCAAGCGCAAAGCAGAUAUCGAGAGAGCAGCAAAGGAAAUUGCGAGCGAUACUCUUCCGACUCACAACCAUAUCGGCGCCCUGAACAGAAGCUUGGUUGUCCUGAAGCGAGUGGUAGUCCUGCGGCUACAUCAAUACUUGUUGAGGCUCAGGUAUCUCUCUUCGCGCUAUAGUGAUAUCAGCGUUAGCGCAUCACCUGAGAUGUCUGUCGACAACCUUGAAGCCGCCGCACGCAAUUUGGUAUCGCAAAUUGACAGUCUAAGCUACGGUGCUCACAACAAUCAAACGGUUCCUCGAAUCGAGUUUAGCAUGAAGAAUGAUGAAGACUACAAUAUCUUUGUUCCGGAGUGGAAGACAUCGCUGAAAGAAAACAGCGAGAUCCCUUUUCUGAUCUCAUACAAGCAUCCCUCGGGAUAUGGAUACUAUGAUCUACGAAUUGACAGAAUCAGCGCGCAGUUUCUCAAAAAAGACGGACAAGCUUUCACCAACGUCAAAUAUGAUAUCUCACUUGGGCCGAUUAUGGUCGAUCGGGAUCCAGAUGAUAGACUGCACCAAUACUGCGCUGACGAAUUCCGUAUCAAGAAGACUGACGAUCAGGGAGAUUGGACAUCUGCUUCGCAAACCGACAGUGAUGCUAAAAUACUUCCUGCGCUGUUUACAUCCGGUAUCAUUGAUCUAAGCCAUACAAACCUGCGCAGCAAUGAACUCAGCGAGGUUGCCGAGGUGAAGCUUGUUGUCUUUGCUCGCGGAACGCCAUUGAAAGGGUUCUAA